Gambusia affinis (western mosquitofish) is the source of this 1772-nucleotide messenger RNA. It is a transcript of the gene eif2b4, whose product is annotated as eukaryotic translation initiation factor 2B, subunit 4 delta. The coding region runs from base 18 to 1685 and encodes 555 amino acids. The record is from RefSeq and is a predicted model, not a curated record. NCBI's taxonomy places the organism in Eukaryota, Metazoa, Chordata, Actinopteri, Cyprinodontiformes, Poeciliidae. The transcript is spliced from 14 exons.
CUGUGGGAAGAACACAGAUGUUGCUGCAGCAGCAGAGGAAGAGAAGCCGUAUCGUAAAGAUGGCUGACAGUGGAGUGACAGAUGGAAAUGAGAAGAAAGGUGACAUUGAACGUGCAAAGAAUGAAGGCAAAGAGCUGACCAAAGAGGAGAAGCAGCGGCUAAGGAAGGAGAAGAAGCAACAGAAGAAAAGCAAAGAGAAAAAGGAUGAUAAGGCUAUACAGGAGAGUGGUAAAGAAACUAAGGGUGACAGUUCAGCUGUUUCAGCACCACAGCCUUCAACGCAAUCCACAGCUCAGAAAGCAGUGCCUGCUCCAGUUUCCGUGCCUGCCCCAGAAGCUCCCACCCCAGCAGAAAAGCCUCCUAAGAGUAAAGCUGAACUAAAAGCUGAACGGAGAGCUCGGCAAGAGGCCGAGAGGGCCAGCAAACAGAGCAAGAAAGGAGAUCCGGGACCACAAGGUGCUGUGAGCAAAUCGAAAGCAGCCACGAAUGAGCUGCAGCCAGUAGUAAAAAGGCUGCCAGAACAUAUUCAAGUGGAUAAUCCAGACGUGUUAAAGAAAUUGGCCAAGAAGCUGGAAAGGCAACAGACACCAGGGCAAAAUUCUGCUAAAAAGAUCCCACUACGCUUAGACUAUGGCUACAAAGUCAGCUUGUUUUCUCAUCUGCACCAGUACAGUCGCAAAGCUCCGCUAACACAGCAACUCAGCAUUCCUUCAACGGUGAUUCAUCCUGCUAUUGUGCGACUGGGCCUCCAGUACUCCCAGGGCAUUGUGGCUGGAUCCAAUGCUCGCUCCAUUGCCCUGCUGCAUGCCUUCAAACAGGUAAUAAGGGACUACACUACACCUCCAAAUGAGGAGCUGUCUAGAGACUUGGUCAACAGACUGAAACCUUAUAUUAGUUUUUUGAACCAGUGUCGCCCUCUGUCAGCCAGCAUGGGCAACGCCAUCAAAUAUGUCAAAAAAGAAAUCUCCAAUAUUCCCAGUCAAUGCAAGGAAGAAGAGGCAAAACGCAAACUGCUCUUCUGCAUCGAGUGGUACAUCAAAGAAAAGAUCAUUCUUGCUGCUAAAGCUAUAGCAGAGUCCUCCAUAGAAAAGAUUAGUGAUGGAGACGUCAUCCUCAUUUAUGGAUGCUCUUCUCUGGUCAACCACAUCCUCUGUGAGGCCUUGGAGAAGAACAGGAAGUUUCGCGUUAUAGUUGUAGACAGCAGGCCUCGGCUUGAGGGCCGGGAGGCUCUGAGGCGUCUGGUACAGAGAGGGAUCAGUUGCACAUAUGUCCUUAUCUCAGCUGUGUCUUACAUUCUUCCAGAGGUAUCGAAGGUGUUCCUCGGAGCUCACGCCCUUUUGGCUAAUGGUUACGUCAUGUCUCGAGUGGGAACUUCACAAAUAGCUCUGGUGGCCAAAGCCUUUAACGUGCCUGUGCUGGUUUGUUGUGAGACCUACAAGUUCUGUGAGAGGGUGCAGACGGACUCAUUUGUAUCCAAUGAACUGGAUGACCCCGAUGACCUCAUCGUGACACGCAAUGGGCAGACCCACCUGGAGCACUGGCAGCAGGAGCCCCCUCUGGGUCUGCUGAACCUCGUCUAUGAUGUGACUCCUCCUGACUUUGUGGAUCUGGUCAUCACAGAACUGGGAAUGAUCCCGUGCACUUCUGUCCCCGUGGUGCUGAGGGUCAAAAACGUCGAUCAGUGAGCGCCCUCCUUAUCGGCUUAUGUGAUGCGCAAGGUCGUGCUUUUAGCAUGCAAUAAAUGUAUAUCUGAAAUGGCAUACACUUUUAAA